UGGAUGCUAUGGCUCGAAAUGGCUGUCGAGUUAUGUAGAUUUCAGCACUGGACAGCUCCCGGUAAAGAUUUGUCCCCGCUCUUGCACAAUGCUUUCCUCUGACUGGCUUUCAGCAACUCCCCCGGGAACAUUUGGUCGAUAGUACAGAAGGUGCACUAGACUUGACGUCAGGGCGAUGCUUUGCGUAGCAUUCGGUGCGUAAACACUGUUUUCCAUUCAAGCUCAAAGGUAUCCCACUUUCAUUCCGUCUGCUUGCAUCCAGCUCAUGAGAAAAGCAGUUUGCUUUCCCACUUACUAAAGCAGCAACCCGAGUCCAGGAAGCGUCUGCAAUCAUUCUGCAUUUUUUACUUCUCUAAACCCUUUUGUUUUUCGUAAAUCAAGAUAAUUAUGAAACAAAAAUAUUGCCUUUCCUUGCGAUGUGUAGCUGUAACGGUGUUUGCAAUUUGCUGUGCACCGGGCAUGGCCAAUGAAGACAAACAAUACGUUAAUGAGUGGGCAGUGGAAGUGCUUGGAGGACCCGAGGUGGCGAAAGCUAUUGCCGAAGAACUGGAUUAUGAUUUUAUGGGUCAGAUUGGAACACUUCAAAACCAUUAUCUACUCAGACACAAAAUUCAUCCACGAAGAUCUCGAAGAAGUGCUGAUCACUUUACGAAAAGAUUGUUUGAAGAUGAACGGGUAUCUUGGGCAGAACAACAGUACGAAAAGCAAAGAAGUAAGCGGUCUCCAGUAAGGGACUGUAGAGAUUGUAUGGCAGAGAAAAUGUUUACUGAUCCCAUGUGGAAUCAGCAAUGGUAUCUGCAAGAUACAAGGACUUCAUCAAUGCUCCCGAAACUAGACCUUCAUGUUAUCCCUGUGUGGAAGAAGGGAAUAACAGGCAAAGGAAUUGUGCUAACUGUGCUUGAUGAUGGAUUGGAAUGGAAUCACACAGAUAUUCAAGCAAAUUAUGAUCCGGAAGCAAGCUAUGAUUUUAAUGAUAAUGACCCUGAUCCAUUCCCCAGAUAUGACCCAACUAAUGAAAAUAAGCAUGGUACCAGGUGUGCUGGGGAAAUUGCAAUGCAAGCUAAUAACAAGAAAUGUGGUGUAGGAGUGGCUUAUAAUUCAAAAGUUGGAGGUAUCAGAAUGCUGGAUGGCAUUGUAACAGAUGCAAUUGAGGCCACUUCAAUUGGAUUCAAUCCACAGCAUGUGGAUAUUUAUAGUGCAAGCUGGGGUCCAAAUGAUGAUGGAAAGACUGUGGAAGGUCCUGGGAGACUUGCACAAAAAGCAUUUGAACAUGGCAUUCAGAAGGGUAGAGGAGGAAAAGGGUCAGUUUUUGUCUGGGCAUCGGGGAAUGGCGGUCGUCAAGGUGAUAACUGUGACUGUGAUGGGUACACAGAUAGCAUCUAUACAGUUUCUAUAAGCAGUGCAUCACAGCAAGGGCUCUCUCCAUGGUAUGCAGAAAAAUGCUCUUCCACCCUGGCUACAGCUUACAGCAGUGGAGACUACACAGAUCAAAGAAUUACAAGUGCCGAUCUUCACAACGACUGCACAGAGACUCACACUGGCACAUCAGCAUCAGCCCCAUUGGCUGCAGGCAUUAUUGCCCUUGCUCUAGAAGAAAACCCAAAUCUUACCUGGAGGGAAUUGCAACAUUUAAUUGUCUGGACUUCUGAAUAUGAUCCACUGGCCAACAACCUAGGCUGGAAAAAGAAUGGAGCCGGCCUAAUGGUGAACAGUCGAUUUGGGUUUGGCUUGCUCAAUGCCAAGGCGUUGGUUGAUAUGGCAGAUCCUAAAACCUGGAAGGGAGUGCCAGAGAAGAAACAAUGCAUUGUCAAAGAUAAUAGUUUUGAAUCCAGGGCUUUGAAAGCUGGUGGAGAGGUUACUAUAGAAAUCCCCACCAAAGCUUGUGAAGGGCAAGGCAAUAAUAUUAAAGCUUUGGAACAUGUCCAGCUGGAGGCCACAAUUGAAUAUACUCGGAGAGGAGACCUUCACAUCACUCUGGUAUCUCCUGCAGGAACCAACACUGUGCUCUUAGCGGAGCGUGAAAGGGACUCAUCACCAAAUGGUUUUAAGAACUGGGCCUUUAUGUCAGUGCAUACCUGGGGAGAGGAUCCAGUGGGUACAUGGCUGUUAAGGAUUACUGAUGUGUCUGGAAGAAUGGAAAACAAAGGCGAAAUCAUUGACUGGAAAUUAAUUUUACAUGGUACCUCCACCAAACCAGAGCACAUGCAGAAGCCAAGGGUAUACACUCCUUAUAAUGCUGUUCAGAAUGACAGGAGAGGUGUAGAAACCAUGGAUGACCUUAUAGAGGAUGACAUUUUCAGGGACAUUGAUCCUAGAAAUCCAUACAGAAAGGGGAACACCAGCAAAGAAAAUGUAAACAUAGAAGACACUAAAGAAGAAGCGGCCUUACACGCUACUUCUGCUCAAAAGCCAUACGACCAACAAAAUCAAGAUAAUAGAGCUCUGCAAUUUUUCCAUCGCAGUAGGUCCCAUGAUGAUUUGAAAUUACCUAGUCAGAACUUCUAUCAAGCCACUGGAAAAUUAAACAAACAGGCCUAUUUGAAAGACUUGGAGGACAGUGAAUUAAAUGAAUACAGUGACCAGCUUUAUGAUACCAAAUCUAUUACGCAUAGAGAUGAUAGAUUGCUUCAAGCUUUAUUAGAGAUGCUGGCAGACAGCCAAUAAUCAUUUGGUUGUGGGCAGGUUUUGUGUUAAGUAUUGUCUUGGUAUAUCUGUGAUUCUGUGUAAAGAAGUAAAUGAAUUUGACAAGAAAUAAUCUUGACAAAACAUUUAAACUAUAUUUUCAUUAUUUAUUUAUAGAUGGUCUAUAAUUUUCAUAAUGUCCAUCAAGUAUUGUGUGAUUAUGUUGUUUCAUGGUACAAAAAUGCAGGCUUUGGACCUGAAACAAAUAUUAAGACCACAUCCAAAGAUCAGAAGCAUGAUACCAGUAAAAUAUAGUCCAAUAGAAUCCAACCUAUCAGUUAAUUGUUUAUAAGCAAAUCAUUAAUACUUUAUAAGAUCUUUAUCGUAGAUCUUUUGUUAACAAAGGAUUUAUUUUGCUAAUGAGUGCACAGAUUAAUUAGCCCUAGUUUCACAAAAUUGUUGCUUACUUGAUUAAUUGUUUGAUGAUGUGGAAAGCUUGACAAUUUAAUAUAAUUUUUACACAAAAUACUUUAUCAUAAAAGCAACUGUCAUUUGUCUUGGCCAUGAUUUUUGUUGUUUGCAUCACUGAGUUCCAACCAAAUGGCCAAGUCCCUGAGUAAUUUACUGUUUUGAUCUAGUGAUCUGCUGUUAGAGUGAAUUUUAAUUCAGCUGUUCACUAAACAAGAAAGGUGUGUCUUAAUCAUGAAGUAUUCAGUCUCAAUGGAGAUAAAAUCUUCCAAUUUUCCAAAAUUAGAGCAAUGGAUGUAAAUUUAAGAAAGAUUCACAGUUUGAUGUAGGCCACAAACAAACUUUGGGCAUGAGUAGAAACUACAUUAUAAUUCAAGGAAAAAUUGGAAUCAGUACAUAUACGAGCUAGACAGCACCAAAUAUCAUUGAUUAAGAAGUGAUAUUUUAACAUUCAUGAAUAUUCUAACUCGUUUGAGGUGAAAAUCAUUUACACAUUCAACAGAAUUCAUUUUUAUGUGCCAAUGUACAAAUGUCUGCUAACAUAACAAGUGUUUCUGUUGUUAAAACUACAAUUGGAUUGCUCAACCAGUUGGCACAGUACCUUCACACAUCUGUAACUUGGAGUCAAAAUCUAAACUGAUGGGAAAAUAAUUUUCUUUCUCUUCUCUCUUUUCUGUUGGAAGGUUCUACGUAAAAUGAAUUGUCAGUCCCAAAUACUGUUUAAGGAACUAGUAUAAUCCUCCAUACUCUGUGGCAGUAAUUGAUAUUAUCCAAGUUAGCUAACACAAAGCUAUCAAAACAUUGUAAUUACAAUUGAAAUGCUUCACUGCAGUGAGGUUGAGAUUCAGACACAUCUUAGAUCUAAAGUUAGUUCCUAUUUACAUUGUUAAAAAUCACACAACACCAGGUUAUAGUCCAACAGAUUUA
Chiloscyllium plagiosum (whitespotted bambooshark) is the source of this 4017-nucleotide messenger RNA. RefSeq names its product proprotein convertase subtilisin/kexin type 1 (gene pcsk1). Lineage: Eukaryota; Metazoa; Chordata; Chondrichthyes; Orectolobiformes; Hemiscylliidae. Gene Ontology annotation, cellular component: neuron projection; membrane. The record is from RefSeq and is a predicted model, not a curated record. Gene Ontology annotation, molecular function: serine-type endopeptidase activity. Gene Ontology annotation, biological process: peptide hormone processing.